Messenger RNA from Dioscorea cayenensis subsp. rotundata (Guinea yam), 1505 nucleotides. Its product is annotated as phosphatidylinositol/phosphatidylcholine transfer protein SFH11-like. The transcript is spliced from 11 exons. The record is from RefSeq and is a predicted model, not a curated record. The coding region runs from base 131 to 1093 and encodes 320 amino acids. NCBI's taxonomy places the organism in Eukaryota, Viridiplantae, Streptophyta, Magnoliopsida, Dioscoreales, Dioscoreaceae.
ACUUCAACGCUCUCUCUUUCUCUUCUCUUUCUCUUCUCUUUGGUUCUGAAGAAGUCUACGGAGGGAGAAAGGUCUUCAGUGUGCUUUCAAAAUUGAAUUUUGAAUCAGUUUUGGAUCGAUACUGUGGAGGAUGAGCAUGGCAUCGCAGCAGGAAGCCAUCAAGCAGCUCAUUGCUCUGAUGGAGCAAGUGGAUGACCAUCUCAAGGCCACCUUCAAGAAUAUGCAUCAAGGACAUCCAAGUGAAACUGUGUCGCGGUUUCUCAAGGCAAGAGAAUGGAAUGUCCCUAAAACUCACAAAAUGCUACUGGAUUGUCUUAAUUGGAGAAUAAAUAAUGAUAUCGAUAGCGUUUUGUCUAAACCUAUCAUUCCAGUUGAUCUAUACAGAGCUGUGCGCGAUUCGCAACUGGUUGGACUUUCUGGAUACACAAAGGAGGGCCUUCCUGUCUUUGCAAUUGGUGUUGGAAUGAGCACAUUUGACAAAGCAUCUGUAAACUUUUAUCUGCAGUCACAUAUUCAAAUCAAUGAAUACCGUGACCGUGUAAUCCUUCCUGCUGCAUCCAAAAAGCACGGUCGGCAUAUCAGUAACUGCUACAAGAUUUUGGACAUGACUGGCCUCAAGCUCUGCGCGCUUAGCCAGUUAAAGUUAUUGACUAUUAUAUCCACUGUCGAUGAUCUAAAUUAUCCAGAGAAGACGGUAACAUAUUACAUAGUUAAUGCUCCUUAUGUGUUCUCAGCCUGUUGGAAGGCCGUAAAGCCACUUUUGCAUGAAAGAACCCGAAAAAAGGUGCAAGUACUGCAAGGUUCUGGCGGAGAUGAGUUAUUGAAGAUAAUGGAUCAAGCGUCGCUUCCCCAUUUUUGUCGAAGAGAGAACUCCAGAUCUUCCCACAAUUCAUCCCGAGUUAGUGAUUGUUUUUCCUUGGACCAUCCCUUCCAUCAGCAACUCUACAGCUAUGUUAAGCAGCAGCAAUCACAAAUACAUCAUUACAAGGUUCCUACCAAACAAGGAUCCUAUCAUUUUAGCAUGCCCAAUGCAGACAGUGACGGAGCUAUUAUUGUCGAAACGAUUAAAUCAGCAUUAAAGGAGCAGAGAUAGAUAUAGGUCACUCACUCAAUGAACCCGACGAGCAUUGCAUGAAAGCGUAUCUUCAAAUAUAAUUGGAAGAACCAGCAAUCUAUCAAUGCAGGGCAAUUAAGCAGAAAAAUAAGUCACUUGUCCUCAUAAGUCAUUGAGGAUAAGUUGAUGUUUUGAUUUUUAUUUGUAUUUUGCAUCCAGCAAAGUAUAUCUUCAAAUUUUACGCAAGGAGAUAUUACAUUGUUCAUCAUCUUCCAGGACUUGGAAUUGAACUGAACAACCUGAUCAACAUGUUUCGAUUACAUUUCAAAUAAAACUCAGAUUAAUGAUCAUUUCAAAUAAAACUCAGAUUAAUGAUCACCAGUUCACGGUUCACAAUUUCAUGGCAAUGCAUUUCCUGAACUUGGAAAGAAGAAACAUUCCUCUGAAACAA